GUAAUUUCGCUCAUCUCUAAUUGCAGGUUUGCUCCGUGAUGCUCUUGAUGAAUGGGGCUUGACUGCUAAAGAUCCUGUUGUAGUCACAGAUAAUGCUGCCAACAUGGCUGUGGCUGCUAGACUUGCACAGGUUAGCCACAUUCAGUGUUUUGCUCACAGCCUAAACCUAGCCUCACAGAAAGCACUUAAACUACCAGCAGUGGCCAGACUGCUUGGCAGAAUUAGGCAUGUCACUGGCUUUUUUAGGCGCAAUGCAAUAGCUAGUCACCAGCUAAAUCUCAAACAGGACCAACUCGAGCUACCAAAGCACCGGCUGAUUACAGAUGUCGUUACACGCUGGAAUAGCUCCUAUGACAUGACUGAGAGGUUUUUAGAACAGUAAACAGCAAUAUGUGCAGCACUUCUUUCCAAUGAGGUCAGAAAAAAAUUAAAAGGAUAUCUUCACAUGUGCAGAAGAGGUCCUCAAAGCACUGAAGCCUAUGAAAGAUGCCACAUUAGUGAUGUCAGAGGAGAGCAUGCCAACACUGUCACUGAUUGCACCACUUCAUGCCAAGUUCAUCAUGGGCACUGAACGAAGUCCUGAUGAUUCAGAUACACUCAAGGAUAUUAAGGAAGCAAUAGCAGAAGAUCUAAAAAAAAAAAGAUAUGCAAAUGAAAAGGAGACCCUGUACAUGGCAUCAGCUGUUGACCCUCGGUUCAAGAAUCUACCCUUCCUCCCUGAUGAAGAGGCUGAUGACAUCUACGCACGACUGACUGAAGCUGUGGAGGUUGAGAUACAAAAGCUAACUACUGCUACUAUGCAGAAAGAAGAAGAGGGGGACAAAGAAGACAAUCAACCAACAUCCAGCCACCCAUGAAGAAACCAGAGCAUCAUGUGCAUUGGCUGAGCUGCUUGGACCAACUUUUGCCUUUGCCAAACACAAUCGAGCACAAAAAUCUGCACAUGAGGUUGCAGCAACUGAGAUCCAUGUAUCCUGUGGAUUACUUCGGAUUUGAUAGACUGAGUCGAUGAUCAGCUUUUUUUUUUUUUUAUGUUAAUAAAAUGGUUAACCAGG
Molecule: messenger RNA, 1055 nt
Organism: Hyla sarda
Lineage: Eukaryota; Metazoa; Chordata; Amphibia; Anura; Hylidae
Product: E3 SUMO-protein ligase ZBED1-like
Exons: 3
Coding region: 480-857 (125 amino acids)
Source: RefSeq, a predicted model, not a curated record